This is a messenger RNA of Acipenser ruthenus (sterlet), 3256 nucleotides long. Its product is annotated as toll-like receptor 2. The transcript has 3 exons. Gene Ontology annotation, molecular function: transmembrane signaling receptor activity; protein binding. The coding region runs from base 426 to 3059 and encodes 877 amino acids. Gene Ontology annotation, biological process: immune response; toll-like receptor signaling pathway; inflammatory response. NCBI's taxonomy places the organism in Eukaryota, Metazoa, Chordata, Actinopteri, Acipenseriformes, Acipenseridae. The record is from RefSeq and is a predicted model, not a curated record. Gene Ontology annotation, cellular component: membrane.
UGUGUAGACUUCUUCAUCAGUAUAGAGACGGCGAGCUUGCACACGCACAUUCCUCGGCGAGUUACUCAUCUUCCCUAUAUAUAGAGAGUGUAAAGUGAAUUGCAACGCCUCUGACGGGGCUCCGCUGCAAGUUUCUCCAAGACAGUGUUGUUGCUUUGGCAUUUUUCAUUAGCAACACUUCCUUAGGAGAAUAAGUGCGCCAGAACAAUGCUGUCUUUGCAGGAGUGUGUCCGGCUCGGAGCGUUAGAGGUAUGCAAUCUCCCUAUGAGAUCCGGACCGUGUCGACGUUUUAUAGUUUCAUCUGAAUAAUAAUAAUAAUUUAAAAAAACAACAAAAAAAAACCAACGACUGAAAAUCGCCAAGAGAAAAUAUAAUCUGGACUGAAAGCUGCCGAUUGCUGUGUUGAUUUUGGAGGUCAAGCCCUCAUGUUUUCCUUGGUGAAAAACUCAUGGACAAAUGUGUUACUGUGCAUCCAGAUGACUGUAGUAGCAUCCGACAGCAUCUCUCCCUGCUCUAUUACUGGGUAUAGCGCGAACUGCAAGGGGCUGAAUCUGGACCAGGUACCCCCGGGGCUCCCUGCCUCUCUAGAGUCGCUUGAUUUGUCCUUCAACAAACUCACCGCCAUCACGAACAAAGACUUGGCACACCUGACCCAGCUUCGCAGUCUGAACCUGGACUUCAACAACAUCUCCCUCAUCGAGGAUGAAGCGUUCGCGUCUAACGCUCUCCUGAAGGAGCUCAGCGUCUUCAACAACUCCUUAACCCAGGUGCCUUCCAAGCUGCUGGAACCCUUAACCAGGCUGAGAUCCCUGGAGAUGUCCAAUAACCUGUUUGCCUCGGCCGCGCUGGGAGAGGUCUUCUCCACCCUGCGGGAGCUUGAGUCGUUGUCCAUGGGCGGCCCCCUCCUCCUCAACCUGAGCAGAGAAGAUUUCCUUCCCUUGCGAUGGACCCCGCUGAAGAAGUUUGCCAUCAAGUCGGCGUCCAGCCUGCAGCACUACGACCCGGGGACUCUGUCUGUCCUCCAGACCGACCAGAUGUGGUUCGACGUGGCCCUCGACCAGAAACCGGAAAUCCUGCCCUUGAUGCUGAAAGAUCUAGCCAGCAAAACCUUCGCCAUCCUCCGAUUUCGAAACCUGUUCGAGUUUAAAUACUACACCGGGUCCCAAGACCUUUUCAAGGGGCUACGGGACAUCGCGGCCAGACAGCUGGUCGUCUUCCGGGGGAAAUUCAACGAGAACCUCCUCAGGAUGGCCCUCCUGAACGUGCAAGGGUCCGCGGUGAAAGACUUGGGCUUGGUAGCGAUCGAUUUCGCCCGCUCUCCCGAUUUCGUCAACGACGGUUUGGAGUCCAGCGUCACCGACCUCGUUCUGGACAACCUGCUCCUGCAGGACAUCAGCAACCCAGACAUCCUGCGUUUCGACUGGAGGUUCACCUGGCUGAGCAGAGUGGUCAGGCUGACCAUCAGGAACGUGAACUUCAACCACGUGCCCUGCGACUCCUGGGAGGAGAUGAGGAACGCGGAAACGGUGACCAUCGCCGGCAACCGCUUGACCGACAAAGCCCUCUACAACCAGCACUGCGACUACAGGCGCUCCAUGCCCAAGCUGAGGGUCUUGAACGCCAACGCCAACGAGCUGGCCAGCCUGCGGGCGCUGUCCGCUCUGACCGCGGAGUGGACCGCUCUCCGGGAGCUGGACGUCAGUCACAACAAGCUGGGGUCCACGCGGGAGAGCUGCACUUGGAAACAGAACGUCACGAAACUGGUGAUGCACCACAACAUGGUUGAUCAGGUCACCUUUGGCUGCCUCCCCACCACCCUGCUCUACCUGGACAUGUCCUACUCCAACCUGGACCUCCUGGACAUGGACUACUUCCGCCAAGCCACCCAGCUCCAGGUGCUGCUCCUCAGCGGGAACAAGAUCAAGUUUAUCCCUUCCGGCUGGGAGAGCCCCAACCUCCUUAGCCUGGCCGUCGACGGGAACUCCUUCGGGCUGAUCGGGGAGGGCUCUUUCAGCAGCAUGCCGCGGCUGGUCAACCUGACAGCGGGCAACAACCCCUACCACUGCACCUGCGAUCUCCACGCCUUCAUCCAAGACACCCUGGGCAAAGGCCUACCCAACAUCACAGACUGGCCGGGCAACUACAAGUGUUACCACCCGGAGCCUCUGCUGGAGAUGACCGUAGCCAAGUAUCUCCCGGGCCGGCUGGUCUGCGACGUCCGUCUCGUGAUCGCGGUCUCCGUGGUGACCACGGCUGCCGUGGCCUUCCUCCUCGUGGGGCUCUGCCACGUCUUCAACGUCCCCUGGUACCUAAAGGCCAUGUACUUGAUCCUCAGGGCUCAGUACCGUGCCAGGCAGGAGCAAGGGGAAGCCGGGAGGGUGUACGCCUACCACGCCUUCAUCUCGUACAGCCACUCGGACGCGGAGUGGGUCAGGGAUCACCUGCUGCCCUGCUUGGAGAACUGCGACCCCCCGUACCGGCUCUGCAUCCACGAGAGGGACUUCCAGCCGGGCAAGUGGAUCAUCGACAACAUCAUCGAGAACAUCGAAGACAGCCGCAAGGUGAUUUUCGUGCUGUCCCGGAACUUUGUGAACAGCGAGUGGUGUAACUACGAACUCUACUUUGCUCACCAGCGCGCCAUCGGCAAGUCCUUCAACGACGUCAUCCUGGUCGUCAAGGAGACCAUCGACCCGGAAUCGCUGCCCAGCAAGUACUGCAAGCUCAAGAAGAUGCUCAGCACCAAGACCUACCUGGAGUGGCCUUCGGAGCCCAAGAGACAGGCUUUCUUCUGGGCACAAAUGAGAGGAGUCCUGGGCAAGGCCACACCCACUGGGGAGAAGGCAGGAGGAGGAGGAGGCCAGCCCACUGACCGUGUCUCCAUGGUAGAGCUCCCCCUGGAGGUGGGAGACGGGAAGGGCGAGGGAGAGGAGGACUCUACAGCGGCCCCUGCUGGACAAAGGCAGGUAGUACCUCCAGGCGCCAACAAUGACACAGAACCUGAGAGUCUUUUGUUACACAAGGUCAUCAGUUACCAGGCCAUUCCGAUAGAGGUCGUGUAGUAUUAAAUAUGCUUGAAUGUAUGUAGAGAUAAAUACGUGCAUAUAUAUAUAUAUAUUAGGAGGGAGUACUUCAGUCUCCAUGCCUCAAGCCUGCCCUGGACUGGAGGGAGCACCCUUUCUCUUAGGGGGGUGAGGGAGGGACAGAGGGAGCAGUUCAGUCUCCGUGCCUCAAGCCUGCCCUGGACUGGAGGGAGCAC